Molecule: messenger RNA, 5445 nt
Organism: Dreissena polymorpha
Lineage: Eukaryota; Metazoa; Mollusca; Bivalvia; Myida; Dreissenidae
Exons: 4
Coding region: 542-2365 (607 amino acids)
Source: RefSeq, a predicted model, not a curated record
UGUAUAUCAUGGUAUGUAACACCUAACAAUUCAUUCGGUGAUAUCGAAUGCACUAUGAUCAGUUUACUUCUUACACAUGUUUAUCUAGACUGUAUACACCAUGAGCGAGCUCGGGCUUUAAACGUUUACCUCCAGCGAGAACCACACUAACAUACUGAAUGUAUUUAACCUCUCAACGGAGUUGUAAACUUCCUUGUAUUUUGCACACAGCUCUGCAUUAUCGACAUAAUCGUCACAGCAGGUCACGUGAUUUGAGCUGACUUGUCCGCCGGUUAGCUUAAUCUGUUAUCUUGAAAUGGAAACUACGAUAUAUUCGUGUUACAUGUUCAAGUGUGGGUGUGUGUUUAUGUAAUUAACGUUUAAACUAUUGCAUGUAAGUGUACGUUAAUAAAAUCCAGUGAUAUUCGUGGAUGGUGUAUAUAUUAAUUAUUUCUAUAUUUAUUUUUAAAGGAUUGCCUAUGAAGUUACUCAACCGGUAAUAAUCAGCUACGAUCAAUAACCUGAGUGCUAAUUUUCAUGUGAAGUUACAACAUAAGUAAAUAUGGCCGAAAGACUACGCCGAUACAAGCUCAGUCCGCAUCUGUAUCCACGUUUCCAGUAUGCUGUAACAGAAGUCGAACGUGCGCACCGGAAGUUUGAUAAGUUAACAAAACAAUGUGGACUCACGGAUAACCAAGCACUGCCACCAUUUGGAUUUGUUUAUGUGAACAUUCUAGAAACUGAAGGUCAUCCAUUGAUAGAAGAGGAACAUCUCACUCCAAACAAAAUAGAUGAUAAUAUUGAGUUCGACACCGUCAGCCAUGCCAAGGCUAAGGACAUGUUUGAUAAAGCACCUAAUAAUCAAAAAUAUCCGACCGUUUAUGUAACGAAGUAUAGCGGUUACAAUGAUUUGCCGGACUACUUUGGAAAUUUGACAAUCUUGAUCAAUAAUGACCAUAACCACGUUGGUAGCACGUUUUCUAAGUACGAGGAUAUAUACAUUUGUGUUUCAAAUCAUGCAAACUUUGCCAAAGACAUCAGCAAUAUGUUGGAGCGCUACGUCUUUUCUCACAUGCGUUACAAAACCGAGCUGCUGGAUCGCAUCACAAGUGCAGAAAUGAACACAGAUUACACACACGAUCUAGGUCGUGCUUUGGAAAAUAUCCAGAUCAAGCAAUUACCCUCAGGUCCAGUGGCAUCGUUCGCAAAACUAACACUACGCAGGGUAGUGUCUAGUCCAGAAGCACUACAAAAACUAGUCGAAGCGAGUCUGAAUAGUGGUGUAGAUAUGAAGAUGCAUGUCGAGACCGCUGUUAAGAUGAAACCAAAGCUAAUGCAAGCCGUUGCUGAAAUUCGAACCAUGUUCAAGCGCAGCAGGGUUCCACAAGACGAACAUCCAAAACUCCGUGACCGUCAGCAACAUUUCGAUGAAGAGGUUGCGAAUGAACUUUUCAAAGAAGUCCCUGAAGUCCUUGGAGUUGGAUACAGGCUAGACACACUGAUAGUAAAUUUGAAUUCUUCAAUCCAAGACGAUAAGGCCUCUAUUGACAAGAUCCAAUCCAAAAUUGUGAAGUUCCUUCAAUCUCGGAACAAACAAAUACCAGACAUCACUUUUCGUUUUUGUAAAAGCGAAAUAAUGAAAUAUGCGCAUGGCGAUCAGACAGUCGGAGAUUGCAUUACAACAGGAUCUAAGCGCGGAACACUUGGCGGUUUUGCUUGGAAAGGGACGUCUGAAGAUGAGAAAUGUUGCCUUAUAUCGGCUAAACAUGUUUUAGAUGACGAAGAGGAGAAGAAUGUUUUACAAGUAUCAACGAACGGCAACAAAAUUAUCGCCCAGACUUUGCGCCGAAGAGAUGAUCUUGAAUACUUGUUGCCGGUCGAUAUUGCAGCUGCGCGACUAAUAGUCGAUUCAAUAACGAAACCUAGUCUAUUAGAUUCGACCGGCGCUGAAAAACCAUGCAGAGUGUAUGACUAUGGAAACCGAGAGCAAUUAGAAUCCUUGAAUGGACUUAUGGUUCACCUGUGGGCGGUGAAUUCUAAACCUGGUAAGGGCAAAAUAACUACGCCGAAAUAUUAUCGACGCCUUGGUGCAACGAUUCAAAACAUAAUUGGCAUUGAGGAUCCCGACUCGGAUGAUGAGGAGAGGGAUGGCGCCUCUGUUGGUACAAAACUGGCUACCUUUGGAGACAGUGGUUCGCUUGUCUGUGCAGACACGCCAGAUGGCGACUUUAUACAUGCGAUUGGAAUGUUAAUGGGAGAGGACCCAUAUCACGGUGAAUCGGCAGAUGAAAAUACAAAAAUGUACGUGUCGUGUGACCUGCAGUCUGGGAUUGAACACAUGGCAGACAAAUACCAAGAUACGUUCAGGUUGUGUAACAGUAUUUAAUAACAAUAGAAAGCCCAUGUUUGGUAUUUCAAUCAAUUUUAGUUUGCUGUGUGUUACUACUUAUUGGUAAUACAAUUUUAUUGAUCGCAAUGUAAAUACAAUUAAGUGUAUAUUUUAAAGUGUACUGGUAAAAUUAUUGUUUGCUACAAAUUACUUUUUGCAUAUUCCGUAAUUAACGCAAAUGAAAUUAAAAUUAUUUAGCGUAGGACAUACAAAUAGGCUAUGUACAAAUCAGUUUGUAAGAGAUUUCUUUUCUUUCAUUCUACUUUAUGUUGAUAGAAUUAUGCAUAAUAAUUGCUAUAUAUGGAAAUUAUAUCAUACGCAUGCAUUUAAUAUAACCUUCACUUAGGUGACAGCUUAAAACUCAAAUAUAGGGAGAUCACAUUUAGGGAACAGGAGUAUGUACAAGAACCAUUAAUCUUGCUCUCAUAUUUUUUUUAUGAAACCUCUUUUGUUUAUUGUUUUGCAUAAAUGUUGUCAGGUGCAUAUCUUGAACACUGAAAAAGGUAUCAACUUGAAACCUCAAAGGUAGAUAUACCUAAUAAACGUUUGGUAAGUGCACAGAUAUCAUACAUUUUGCUCGCGUAUGUGUAAAGUUGUUGCUAUUUGCUAUUUGUGUUAUUAGAUUUUGUCCGGAGUAUAUCGUGAAAACAAACAGAGGUACCAACUUGAAACUGUAUAGGUAGGUAGAUCUCAUUGGUAUGUACAGUGCACAUGAACAAAAACUUUGGCUUCCAUAUAUUUUCAGUUAUUGCCCUUAGCAUAUGAAUGUAUUGAAGUUUUGUCCGUAGCAUAUCUUGAAAACAAUAAGAGGUUUUAAACUUAAAACUUAAUCAAAGUAUAUCUCAUUGAGUGGAUGUGAAGUAAACAGUAGCCAUUACUGUCGGUUCAAUAUUUUAAUAGUAAUUGUUAUUGAGUAGUUUUCAUGCAUACAUUUUGUCCAGAGAAUUUAUUUUGGAAAGCAUAAUAGGUAUAAAAUUCAAGCUCUAUUUGUAGCUUCAUCUCGAUCAGGGGAAGUGCAGUGCAAAUUUACCAUAAUUCCUGAUUUCAUAAUGAGUUUUUGUCCAUUGAGAACUCCUGUUGAAAAGUUGUCCAAUGCAUAUCUUGACUAUGAGGUAUCAAGAUGAAACAUGUAGAAAACUUGCUUUGUAAUAAACCCGUUUUGAUACUGAACUGCUGAGAGGAAGGUAUUCUAGUUCUAGUUAUCAUUUUUAUACCCAUACUUUAUUGAGAUUACAAGUAUCGUACUAUUGGACACGACAUUAAACGUUGUAUAUAAAUUUGGUCAUGAUUUUUUUUUAUUUUGUUUGCUAGUUAAACAUUUCAAUCGCUUUUCGUAUGACAUUUUUAAUGUGCCAUAUAUUUAAAUGUUUCGUUUGGUGAUCUCUUGAUUUCAGUUCGUGUAUUCGUGAAUUGUACAUUACUUCACAUGCAAUACAUAUAAUUUACUUCAUAUGGAGUACAUAAUUCAUUAAUUGUGACUUGUAUUUACGAAGAUCUUGUUAUCAGUAUUUUAGCAAAGAAAUACACGUGUCAACAUUAAACUCUUUUUAUAAUCAUAAGUUAAAUUAUAAAAUAAUGAAGUAAAAAUGCAAAACCUCAAAGCAUAUAAUGCGUGUUCCGUACUGAUUGAGGAUUAUUCUAUUUCAUUUCAUUUUCAAUUUUGCACACGUGAUAUUGUUUGUGCAUACAAUUUACAUAUAUUUGGAAUAAGUGCCAAAAUAGUGCACACAACGCAUUCUAAAAUGUUUAUAGAAGAAUGAAUUUUGAUAUAACGUGCACUUUAAAUUAACAUGUUUGCGUGCACGUUAAGUUAGUUUGUGUUGAGCAAUAUUCAUCCUGUUGUGGUUAUAUCAAUUUUAGUAUUAUUUUGAUUAUGUAAGGUAACAUUGUGAAUAUAUCAUGUGUAUGUAUCAUGUUUUGACCUAUUUUAUAUGACAAUCCUUUACCGGGUCAGACAUAAUCUGGUUUAAGUUUUAGGUUUCUGGGUCCAUUGAAAGAAAACCCCACGUUAAUUGCCCAAUCUUUAUGGAACUUAGUCACAUGAUUUGAACUAAUGUUUUUUUUUCGAUAACGGUCAUGAGGAAUCCCAAAAUGGAUUACUGGGUGUUCUAUAAAAAAACAACUUGUUAACACUCUAUAUAGGCGACAUUUAUUACCAAAUGAUCAUGAAACUUGCUGCGAACAUGCUUUGAACUUAUAUCUCAACCGAGUUUGAAACUGGGUCACGUUGAAAUAUAAGCUAGAUCCUAAGUCAAAUUUAAGAGAAAGACUGUUAAAACUCUUGAUGUAACAUUUAUUGAAAAAUCUUCGCGAAACUUUGUCAUAACAUUUUGUCCCAUAAUAUCUCUUACGAGAUCGUUACUGGGGCACUUGGUGUCAACAUUUAGGUGCCUUGUCCGAAUUUCAGAAAACGAUUGUGAAAACUAUUCAACCCAUAUGUAUUACCCACUAUUUAUGAAACUUGGUAUGCUCAUGUUUUUGUUGUUGUUGUUGUUUUACCAUUGAUUUAGAAAUGAGUCCAGUCAUUUGUAAAAAAAAAGCUAUAAUUAAAUACUUUAGAAUCAAACGUGUAACCCAAUUAUCAUGAAACUUGCUAAGAAUAUUUUACAAAAAGCGUUGAUAAUGGUAUAAUAUAUGAUAGCUGUACGCGACUAUUUAGUAAGUGGUGCGUUAUAAUGUUUGUUGAAUGUAUGUACUGAAAAUUAAAAGUCAGUACCUACAGACCAUAAUUAGAUCCAUUUUAUAUAUAACAAUUCUUCAUAAAGAAUAUUAUUUGAAACGUUUCUUAACGUGAAUAAAAUAUGUUCUGUUCUUAAUAUUGCCCUAACCCUGUUCCCUUUUUAGCACCCUGUAACUUUUUUCGUAAAAGGUGUUUCCCUAACUGCUACCGUUUGUCAUUUAUUACGAGUAUUACUUGGUUAACAUGCGAUUUGUAUGAGCUUACUUGAUAUAGAAUAUACAAGUAUAUCAGUCAAUAUUUGCAUCACUAUACCUAUAUAAUAUUCAUGUACAUGUCUACAAACAUAACGAAAUGCAAUCAUCUCAAUAAAGAAGCAUAUAAUACUGGCAUAAUUAUA